AUGAAACACGAGGACAAAAGAAGUGGUAGCGCCAGCAGCACUGAUGCUUGCACAGGCGGCGAAGAGGGUGGCUCCUCUGUCAACGGCCCCGCCUCCCCACUCAGUCGGGGCAGCGCAUUGGCCGGGGUGGCGCUCCUGGCGACGCCUGGCGACAAUGCUAGCAGCAACACCAAUCCUUUCGACGUGGAGCCUGAGCAGCUUACACAGCCAUCCUGUUCGCCGUCCAUGUUCCUGUCGAGAAGCCGUCAGACGCCAGGAUCGCGCCGGUCAUUCAGAUGGUCAAUCGAGCAGAUGGCCGGCUUGUGGCCUGUGAACAUCGAGGAGGAAGAGCCCAGCUUUCCGCAGACAGCAAGGAGUGACGCCCUCUACGAGGAGCAGUCCCAGCAGGCCAUCGAGCUGUUCUUCUCGCGCCACGAGAUCGUCCCAUCACCAUGGGAGGCACCAUCGAGGAUGAGGAGCGCAUUUGUGGCCUCCAAAGGCCUUCUUGAUGGCAACAACACAUUAUCAGGACGGGAGCCUCAGUCAUCCUCAGCUUGGAGCCAGACGACCCUCUCGAUACCCCCGGAUGCUGACCUCAGCUCGCUUUUGGGCGAGUACUUCACCUUCCAUACGGCUCAGGACAAGCAGACGGCCAGUCAAGCAAACAACUCCCGCGACUCCCUUCGGCGCAAGCUUUUCUGCAAUGCAGUGGAGGGGAAAGUUAACUAUCCCGAGAGGCGGGAGAGCCAACGGCUAAGCGUGCUGAUGGACGGCCCCAUCAGGAGGCAAUCUUCGACGCCCGUGCACAUGGCACUGUGCUCGAGCCCUAUUGGUGGCGGUGGCUUGCGCGCACGUUGCAGCCAGGGUUCGAGUCCAGAAGGUGAAGGCAUGCAGCUGUCGCCCAUCUGCCGGCAAGCACGCACCAAGCCAUUGCUUGGAACCCCUCAGCAGCAACGGAACCUGAAAAUACCCGAGCCCGAGGAAUCUCUUCCCUCCACUGACGAGGAUGACCGCAGUGACCACACCGAUGAGAGCGUAGCAACCAGCGGAGGUGCGGGAGACAUGUCAGUGCUGACGGCUGGUGACCGGUCGGACUUCAUGCAGCUCAGCCCUUCUUCCAACGGAUCAAGGCAGCGCGAACCUCUAUGACGACGGCCUCAUUUUAGUCUCGCGAAAAGUGACUUCUGUUUUCACACUGCCAUUAGGGGUGGUCGUGCUUGUACCUCCAGGCCAUCUGUGGUCAAGUCUGUUGGUGUGACGGCAUGCAGUGAUGUCCUUCCCACAGUGUGAUGUAGCGGACACGUGGCAGAAAGGGAACUGUGGUACGAAGAUGUUUGCAACUUACUUCAAACUUGGAUGAGCAAACGUGUAUGCUCCAGUGCUGCUUCGGUGCUUGGCAUGCCUUGAAAAUUGCUGAAGUGUGAUGCCGAGGUGUGACGCUCAUCUGUUCCUUGUCUUCGGGGCGCAUUCAGUCAUGUCAUGCGACAGUGGGAUCGCAGUGCUUUCUGCUGGUGCGGUGCCUGCAGUUCAAUGUGUUUGACAGUGCGUGAAAUACUAUCGAGAGUGUGCUUCUCUGCCUUGCUUUGCUUGGCCCAGCCAUGAUGAGCUUCGCACCAAAAAAAAGAAAGAUGCAAUCACGAGGGUUUAUGCCACUGUUCUUGCAACUUUUCAGUCCCUCCUCCUUUCCUAGAUAAGCACACAGCCUUAAUAGUCAUCAGCAAUGCAAUUGUGAUAACUGCCGUUCUAGUUGGGGCAGUCCUUGCAUGCAGAGAAGCCUACUUGCGGAAUAUCGCACGAUCUCUUAUACUGUGGUUUCGAAUUGCCAGCAGCUUGAGUUGAAAUACAUGUAAGGCUGUACAGGUAUACCCGGGCAUUAUGUAAACAUUUGUAGCUGAAAGCACUGGAUAUGUUUUUACUGGUCCAAAGAAUAUCAUAUCUGCCAGAUACUUGCAUUCGAGUCUGUUGAUGCCAGCAGCACUUGUGUCUGCAUUACUUCUGCAGUGGAAUACAGUGGCAUGCGAGGCAUUUCUCUCUCGAAAGUGUCAUUGACACGGGCUGAAAAGUUGAUAUAAGGUAGGCUGUGCUCACAAGAGUGGAAGGUUGUUAGGCUUGUUGACUUUUUUUUCAUAAUUAAGCAUGCAAAAAGCAAGAGAGGCAGCAGGCAUCUGCUUUUUUUGUCGUCUCUUGCAUUUUCUUUUGCACUGUACACCCUUGUCACGUGAGCAAGUUGAGUUUCCUUUUGAGUUGCAGGUUUUCAUGUCUAAAGCUUUGUGACAUUAUAAGAACACUUUGGAACUGUGUCAGGCUUGCGAAGUUAGAAGUAUCCCACAACCAUAGUUGGGCAGGCGAGCUUGCAUACAGCAGAGAAAUUGUUUAUAGCUUUUUUUUUUUACUUUUAUGAGAAGGCAUAGUUUUAUAUUUUCAAAUUUUAGGCAUGCUGGCAACAUAUUGCAGACAACUUUGUCUAUUUUUGGAAGUUUUUAGUUCUGUUUUACUCUGUUGAAGGAUUGCGGGAAAGUGGAACCUAUUUUUUACUGCCCCCCGUGUUGUGCGAGUUGGUGUGCUGCAGUUUCGACAUCUGACUUCUCAUAGGGGUGUUCAAAUAACGAAAGUUUCCUAUUGAGCACGAAGAUUAAAAGGAAAACUUGCUUCAGUUAUGUUGAAUGCCAGUUGCAUCGCUAUACCUAAAAAAUAUAUAUAUAGACUUUGCAUAAGUUGAGGCAACUAAUCUAGAUUACGUCGUAUGAGAAAUAAAUAUUUCACACAUUAUCUUCAAAACUGCAUCAGCAUUGCCUAUGGAAGCAUAGCUUCUUCAAGCAGUGUUGACAGGCAUGGGUAAAUAUUUUGAGUUGAACUGUAUUCGUAGCAAAUACAUUAAAGGGAAUUAAAGGGAAAUAGAGUCAAGCUGUACCAGUAAAUUAUGCUGCUGUAAUGGCACAUCGGCCACUCUUUAACCAUGAUGGGAAACUUGGAAGCAAUAAAAAAUGCAAAAACAAACAGAAAAACACACACCAUGCUUAACUGAAGCUCCUGUACCAGUUCUUCAGGAUGUCAUAGAUUUUUAAAUCAUCUACUUGGGCCUUCUUAGCUCUAACUGAUGCAGCAGUAAUGUAGCCCCCAGCCAUGGUGGCUAGGUGGCUAUGGUGUUGCACUACUCAGCACGAGGUCACGGGUUCUGCUCCAGACUUCGGGAGCCGGAUUUCAGUAAGGAUGGAAUCCAGAGACACUCCUGUACAACACUUAAAGUAUGUUAUAGAAGCCUAGGUUGUCAAAGUAAACUCCGUAAUGUUGAACAUAUCGUUUAUGCUUUGCCGAGUUUGAUACCUCAUAAUUCUGAUUCAAGCACGAGAAACAUAACACAUAGCCUACAGUAGCAUUCUUGAUUAGCUGGAGCAAGUGUUCAAUAAUGGAUACUUCAGUAAGCCCAGUGGCUAAUUAAUUACUAAUAAAGUUUUUAGUCGAAAUGUUCAAUGCCUGGCAAUUCAAAUGUAGUACUUGGGCCACAUGGUGGUGAGCACUGAUGGGCCAUGUGCAGCCAUAGUGAAUUGCAAAUGGUCUCGCUCUCAUUGUAUACCACAAUGCAUCAGCUUGGUUUUCGCAGUUCCACCGGUGGCCCAGCAAGAGCACUUACGAAUCACAUUUGCAUCGUAGAGCACCGUACUUGCCAUUGAAAAAAAAUACAGGUCAAGGGCGUAUAAAAAGAAGUGUGCCUGUGCAUGUAUAUAAAUGCUAUUUUUGGCAGUAAACGCUGGUGCCGGUCACUUCCAUUCGUAUGUCCUAGUUUCCUGCAACUGUCCUUGUUCUCUUGCCAGGUUGAUUCAUAUUUGAAAUUUCGAACAUUUGGACACUCCUACUCCUCGGUCGUAGAUUCUUUGCUCUGGAGUCUGCCAAAGGAGCCAUGAGCACUGCAGCAAUAAGAUUUUUGUGCCAUUGAAUGUAGCGGGUCAUGUCAGACUUGUCGAGUUUAGCGACUGCAAUGUUUCCUUCCACUUUCUUGAAACUCGAUGUGUUUAUUUGCAUGCAAAUGUGAAAAGGUCUUAAAGUGCUGCUUUUACUUUGUUGAAACCUACUCUGUGGUUGUAUUGAAGUGUGCAAUGAAUCUGAAUUGUCUAAGCCUGCCAGAAUUGCUUUUUGUAGCCUAGAAAUGCCUGUUACCUCAUUUUAGAUAUUUCUUUAUUUUUAUUGCUUGCAUGUUAUCAUGCGACAUUUAUUCUUUUCUUCACUCUUCCCAUUGGCACUCCUGUGAAAGCACCACCACAUUUCUAGUGAUGGCAUUCUGUUUUAAUCUACAAGUGCAAGGCUUUCUUGUUCUCAUGUGAACUCGGCUACUGUUUUUUACCAUAGCAGUAUACUUUACAUUUAUCCUCAUCUUCCCACAUGUUCUAAAAUGCUCUCAUGAACAUGAUUCUGAAUGAUU
This is a messenger RNA of Dermacentor andersoni, 4396 nucleotides long. NCBI's taxonomy places the organism in Eukaryota, Metazoa, Arthropoda, Arachnida, Ixodida, Ixodidae. The record is from RefSeq and is a predicted model, not a curated record.